Paecilomyces variotii is the source of this 825-nucleotide messenger RNA. RefSeq names its product MSF1 domain protein. Gene Ontology annotation, molecular function: phosphatidic acid transfer activity. The record is from RefSeq and is a predicted model, not a curated record. Lineage: Eukaryota; Fungi; Ascomycota; Eurotiomycetes; Eurotiales; Thermoascaceae. Gene Ontology annotation, biological process: phospholipid transport. Gene Ontology annotation, cellular component: mitochondrial intermembrane space. The transcript has a single exon. The coding region runs from base 1 to 825 and encodes 274 amino acids.
AUGAAGUUCUUCGAAAACGUUUUCAGCUACGACUAUUCCUUCCCUGCUGUCUCUCUGGCUUAUUUUCUCCGUUAUCCCAACCCUUACUCCCGUCAUGUCCUCACGACCGAUGUCAUCGACCGCUAUGUUGACCCGGAAACUCAACGACUCCACACCACCAGGCUUCAUCUGAAGAAGUCCAAAAUCCCUUCUGCCAUGCUCAAACUCCUUCCCAAGGGCAUUGGCGGAUCGGACAAUUCCGGUCAGAGUUUCAUCCUCGAAACGAGCGUCGUUGAUCCCAAAGAAGGAUGGAUGAAGACGGAAUCCCGCAAUAUGGAGUGGACGGGCAUCUUGAGCGUCGUUGAAAAGCAAUUCUACCAGCGACAGCCCGCCCUGGAUGGUAGCCAGGACCUUGCCGGUCUCUCGAUCGACCAGAAGAAAGAUGAGCGAACAACGGUCAAGACGACAGUCACCUUCCUGUCGAGACUCGGACAAGGCAAGCUACUCGGACAUAAGAGGAAGCCUGAGUUGCCGCCUACCGGAGCCGACAGUGAGAGCGAGGAGGACGUUCCCAAGCAAGGUUUCUUCAGCUCGUGGUCCACGGCCGGUCUUCAGCGAACUAUUGAGCUGAUCGGCGUCAAGAGGACCCGCGAUGCCAUCCUGAAGAGCAAGCAGGGAAUGAACGUUGUGCUGGAGCGUUUGCGGAGCGGGGGAAUAGUCGGUGUUAUGGAAGGCAUGCGACAGGACCGCGAGGCGACUUCCGGCCCGGAAGGCCCCUGGAAGCGCGUCUGGCUGCAGGGCAACAACCUCAAAGAAACGGCCUAUCUCGAAGACGACGACAAUUAA